Molecule: messenger RNA, 970 nt
Organism: Toxorhynchites rutilus septentrionalis
Lineage: Eukaryota; Metazoa; Arthropoda; Insecta; Diptera; Culicidae
Exons: 4
Coding region: 130-876 (248 amino acids)
Source: RefSeq, a predicted model, not a curated record
AGUUUGUUACCGAACUCCUCCGAAACGGUCGACCGAUUUUGAUGAAAUUGUGCGCAAAAACUUGGCGGUUUUCCAAACUUUCACACUCUCCUCACCAGAGAUCCCCAUUAGAAAGCUUGCCACUGCAGAAUGGAGCACUUCGACAACACCAGUGAGGAUCCGUUGAUUAGGAAAAGAUUCGCUGAUAGUAUUUUAGAUAUCCUGCGACCUCUGACCGAGGCGGAGUUGCCGAUACUGCACCAUGGAGAUAACGCUUCCGAGUACAGCGUGCUAUCCGAUCCGUUCUCCGAUUUGGAUGAAUCGUACAUUUUGCUGGAUCAACGCAAGAAGACACCAGGAGGCCACGAGGGAGAUGAAAUGUUGUUGAAUCAAUUCACUCCGGAAUUCCGGAAAGUUUACGACGAGCUGAUGGCUGCCAAAAGAGAGGGAGAAGAAAGCGACAUAGAGGAGCAUUUUCUGGUAGGUGAAGGGUCCUGCGAGUCAAGUCCAGAAGAAGCGCUUCUGCUCAGCGAGCCUGGAGAAUUUAGUCCCAACUUCAAGGGAUUCAUUGAAGGUAUGCUGAAAAAGUGUGAAUUAAAAUAUCACCUGGAGGAGAAAAAGAAAAAGGAAGCCCAGACAAAGAAAGAUCGCCGCGUCCGCCGGGCUACUUCAGAUGAGUCCUCGGGUCCACCCGAUAAUGAUUCGCUGUCCGGAAUGUGGCGAAUGCUAGAUGCCGUUUCGGUUGAAAAUGGAUUUCCUAUUUCGAACAAUUUUUACAACCUGUACGAGGAUCGUCGCUUUGAUUGGCUCAUCCGGGAUGAGGUGCCCUGGGAUCAGAUCGAGACCUCCAAGAGAAAAUGCGAGCAAUGGCUCAAAAUGAGUCAUUCCAAACCAUAGCGCGAGAAUUGAUUUAUACCGAAGCAUUUCAUGAAAUAUUUCAUUCGUUUUUAUUUGAGAUUGCAUGCGAUAAUAAAUUUACUUGCGUACAAUU